CCAACCGAAAGUGGAUGGUGGAGACGCGGUUAUAGAGCGAAUUGAAGUGCGCUUCUGUGUCAAACUGUGUCGAAGCGUGCACAGGGUGAUUGCACGCUGGACGCCAUAUUGAGAGGUAACGAGUGUUGACCGAAUGUACGGCCUGGGUGUUUACGCGGUUCCGGGUAGAAGCUGUGAUAACUACAAAUCGAUCCCGUAGCCGUUGCCUGGAGUGCGAACGGUGCUCCAUCGACGAGCGUGCUAUUCGACGCGUACUGCCGAUAUGAGCGGCUGCGACGGCGAAGACGAACCUUUGGUACUCGCGAUAGCUGACGACGGUUCGUCAAUAACACUGGUGAAACGGUGCGACGACGACGGCCGCGACGUCGUUGACACCGGCGUCGUCGCCAGCCGUGACGAUUUCGCACGAACGCGCCAAGACGCUGACGCUUCGAGCAACCACGAGAACGGGGACGCACGCGUGUUCCCUCUUGCCAUGGACGUAAUUUCCACCGGGCAUGAGACGACUAAGGAUCGAUUGAUGGAAGGCAUGAGAGAUGCUAAUAUAGAUCGCCGUCUCACGGAAGGCAGAAGAGAGGCUAAUGUAGAUCAGUAUGGCUCACCUCGAGUAAGCAGAGUCUCGACCAAUUUGUUUUCUUCUGUAGCAGCUGCUGAUAGUUCGUCACGCCACGGAAAAGAGUCUUGUUCUUGUGAUAAUUACAAAAAUAAACGAGACAUGUUCAGAGAGGAACUGCAGAAAGCUAUGAAGUUCCAGAACUUGUGGACAGAACUACGGCAGUAUAUACGUGCCGCUUUUAACAUUGCUCUGGAAAUAGCUCAUGCAGCCGACUCUUCGCAGUCUCCACAUAGCAGAUUAUCUUCGACUGACAUGCAAGAUACCGUUAUUCAAUUAUGUAAAAGAGAUCCUCAUCAGCUUUUCAUGAGAUUAGUAAGCCAAGCGCAAGAGUUUGUGGUAGAAGUAAAAGUUCGUUUAUUCGCUCUUUUAAACGAUCUUAGCGUAAAUAAUUUAGCUGAAAUUUUUCUUACCGGUCUCUUGGAUGACUAUGACGCUCUCGUAUCGACAGCGAAUCUCAUUUCUGAAUUAGUAAAUCCAUUAAAAGAAUACCUCUUUAAGUUUAAUCUGACAUGGGACUGUUUCAUCAAAAAGCUAUAUCAGAUUUAUGUGUACAACGAUGCGUUGGUACAAAACAAUUUACCUACCUUCAUCGGCCAGCUGAGGAAACUUCUACCAUUAAAAGGCUCGGAAUACCACGGUCUUGUUCAUAGAUAUUUAUCUUUUGACGAUGAGAUGACGAGAAUUGGUAAUUUAUGGCCCGAAACAGAACCAUGGAUGGAUAAAUACAAUGCAGAACAAGCCAUUCGUGUGAAAAGACUUAAGCAAGUUAGGGAAGCCUGGGAAUUGUUCACAGAAACACAUAAGCUGGUAGAACAAAGCAUAUUGAACAAGACGUCUGAUAUCAGAAAUGAAAUGCAAGAGAUUCACGGACAGUUUUCGUCGCUUAUUGCGCAUACAUCUGGAAGCGACAGCCAACCUUCAAGUCCAAUGAUAGACUUCAGUUCGGAUUCCAUGCCAUCCACUAUAGAGAUAGUUGAAAUGUUGUUAGAUGAUUGGAAUCAGGCCCAGCAUCAAAAAUUAGCCGACAUAGCUGGGGCACUGACUGCAACUGAAGUAGACGUCAGCGGACAAGACGAUUCCAACUGUUACGAUUACGCGCGUGCAACAUGCCAGUUAGCACAAUAUGCCAUUAGAUCAGUCAGGACUAACAGUGAUGAUUCCAGUGACAUAGAAAACGACAAAGGAUGCGAGUGUCACACGUGUAACGAAACAGAAGUAGACCGUACGAGUACACAAAGUAAAGUUGAAAAUGCCGAGAGAAACUAUGUACGUUCUCUUCCAUCCAUUAGCAAUGGAUAUCUGGAGGAACCCACGAAUUGUACAGCGACAAAACUUAAGAAGAAACUAGAGGUUUUGAUUGAUAUAGAUAAAAAGAAGAAAGAUACCGGCACGCGUGACACUUCGCGUAAGAACGUUAACUCAAAAACAUCCGAACAAGAGCCUUGUUUGUGUGUUUAUCAACAUGCCCGAGAAAUAGCAGAAAGGAAGAGGGAAGUUCUUGAAAAACCGCCUUGUCCCUGUUUGCUGAAUUCGAGACACAAGUGGGAAACGUGUCCUUGCUUGACUAAAGCUGUAGUCGGUUCUGUUGUAACGAAUGGUCGACCCAAAGCAACGUCGCCGAUUUCUGUCGUGAAGGCCAAUUCAGAGCCGAGUCAGAAACCUGCCGUAAAGACUGGUUCUAUGCAAUCCGCCCAGCCCCAAACGAGGCAUUCUACCACGCAAACGCCGAAUACAACUCACAGUCAUAAUAUGCAGGGUAAUACUCAUUCUCAUACCCACGGACCGCUAUCGGAUAUAGCGAAAAACACAGCCCCGUCUCAUCCCAGACUUCACCAGCUUAAUCAUACACCGCAUGCGUGCCACAAGCAAGCCAAUGUUGAGCACAUCAAGAGAGUGUCGUGUAAUGAUUUGAGCUCCGGAGACGGUGAGUGUUCGGAUUCGAUAAGCAGUCGGGGAGACUCUUGUUCCAGCAGUAGCUCCGCGCAGAGGGACACAAACGCGAGGCAUUGCGAUUGUUGCUACUGUGAAGUCUUCGGCCACGGGAUGACGUCCGUUGCGCCGGUAAGUCGAACCUACAAAGAAACGCGGGAACGAUUGCGACAACUUCUGACGAAGAAGAAAGCAAAAAAAUGUAAAGCCGGCUGCAGCCCGCCAAAGAGCCCAUCGGAGUCGUUGACUCCUAAAACCAACUCCGAAUUUAAGCCUGUGACGAUUGUCCGGACGAACACUCCGACUUUGUUGUCGUCCUCAGUUCACGAUCAACAAGAUCAGCGGGAUUUGGAGGAGUUGUUGGAGUUCAUCGAAGGCAAUCAAAGCGGGAAAAAAGAGAACAAUAAGAAGGCCGAAAAGAAAGCGAGGCAGAAGCAACGAAAGCUUGAAGAAAAGUUAAAGAAGGAUCGACAAGAGGCGGAGAGACAAAAGUUGAUAGAACUGCAAAAAAAGACACCAGAGGUAACGAUCACUGUAGUCGAUCCUCAAAAACCCGUACCUCAAAGACUAUUACCUCAAUGUAAUUUACCGGAAGUUUAUUUGCCGACGUCGCCAUCAGUUUCUCUACCCACGAUAAAACAGUUGAACAAUAGGAAAAAAGAUAAGCAAGAAGUUUGUAGCAAUAGUCAUAGCAAUAGUCAUAGUAUUACUAAUUUGAAUAACAAAGCGAAAGCGGUAUCAGCGAAUUUAAAUGCGAAGAACAAGAGUAUUAAUAGCGGAAAAUGCGAGGUACGAAGUACGAGUUCUAACCAAGGAUACAAGAGUAACGUGAAGAGCGAUAAAGUUGAAAGCAAUAAAGGCAACAAGCUACCAGCAAGUAUUAAUACUGCGUGUACAAAAAAUAGUUCAAAUAAUAAUGUGGAUAAAUUAUCUGACGUCGACUUACUAGACAAGAAAUUGACGAAGAAGGAAAGGAAAAAACUGAAGAAGGAAAUGAAGAAAUUGGAAGAAGCGAAGGCAAAGGAGAGCGAAAAUACGGCACAAACAGAAUCUCAACCGCAAAUAGUCACUAUUAGGAGGGAGAUAAAUUCAAAUAGCGCCGAACCUACGGUCACGAUCACUCUGAAAGGCCAGACUCCGGCUGAGGAUAAAGUUUUAUUCACACUAGUGAACGGACAGACUAAAGAACCACCCCACAAGUCGGAGCAGGAACAAAAUCAGAGCAACAGUGGAAAGAAGAAGAAAGGCAAAGCAAAUAACAACAAUAAUACUUUACAACAGGGAAACAAGUUACAGCAGUCGAAUAAUUCGAAGCAACAGACUUCGCAAACUUCGUCCAAAGCUUGCAACGAUGGUAAAAACUCGAAGCAGCAUGCGAAUAACGAGAAGUCAAAAACCGGCAAACAGGUGGACGAGAAAAAAGUUCAACAGCAGAAUGUCAAUGAGACGAAAAAUUCCAAAUCGAAGAAAGACAAGAGAAAUACAGAAAAUAAGGAAAAUGUGCUGCAACAGCAGAAUACGAUGAACAAGAACAAGAAUCAACAAAAUGCUACCAACAACAAGAAACAGAACAAAGCAAGUACUCCUCCUCAAACACCUGUUUCGCAGAAACAACAGCAGAAUCAGAAUAUUGCGAACGACUCUGCGACUAGCAAAAAGGCAAAGAAGCAGCAGCAACAGCAGCAGCAACAGCAGCAGCAGCAGCAGCAGCUGCAUCAACAACACCAGCAAGAUAAAAAUGUACAAUCAAAUGCCAAUAAAAGCAAUAAAAAUAUUAAUAUUAGCAACGCCAAUAAUAAGAACGUGUCGAAUAAAAGUGAGCCUCAAAAGAACGCGAAUAAGAUGAAUCAAAUUACUAUGAGCAAGCAACGUGCGCCUACGGAGGUUCAAAAUGCAUGUACUGAGCGGGUUAGCUCGCCCUCGCUCAGUAGCCAGUUCAAAGACAUCGGUCCGAAUUCCAAGAUCAACAUCGAAAAUCUGAAGUUACCACCGGGCAUCACGAUUACGAAGGUCGACGCGCCACCGAAGCCGAUACCGAUCAAAACGGCUCCCUUGCCGAAACCAGUGAAUCCGCCCAAACAAACUACUAUUAUCGCCGCGCCGAUGAGUGGCGUUCAGUCGAGCUAUGCAAAUCCGCAGGCCGGUGGGAAUGUCAUCGUAGUGGACACGGGCAAGCUCAAGCAAGAUCUGCUACCAAAACCCAAUGAAAAAGAUUCGUCAAAGGAUCAACCUCAGAGCACCACUGGCAGCAAAAAAAAGAAGAAGAAGAAUAAAAACUCGGCCAAUUCAGGCAAUGCGGCGUCUACGUCGCCGGUGCAGAACAGCGACACGUUCGCGAGCGAGCACACGAUGGACGAGCCCGCGAGGAUACUGCACAAUCCUGGAACGAAUAUGGUGACUAUCAGGAAUCCGUCAUUCGGGCCGAUGAAAGUGCCGCCGACGCAACAGGCAGCUAUCAUCAAGGUGUCAGACAACGGUAUGGUAACGAUUCGCAGUCCGGCUCUGCAGCAGGCGAUCAAUGCGGGCCUGACGUCACCGCCCAAGCCCGAUUACAUCGUCAAGGGUGACCUAUUGUCAUCAUCGGCAAACAAGACGUCGACAGCAACGGCCGAUUGUGGCACAUUGAACGUGAAACACGCGAAUGGUAUUAUAUCGUCGAGUCUGGCAGAAUUGCGCAGCCGGUUGACCGGACAGUCGGACUGCGCGUCGUCCUUGUCAGGCCUCGCAAACAUUCAGAUCAGCAAGGUGACAAAUGGCCAGCCGAUACCGGAGAACGGUAUCAAUCUCAAAGGCACCAGCGUCACUCUGACGAAGGUUAGGCCUGAGGCAACGAGCAUGGAGGAUCCGCGUCAGGUGAAGAGCGCCGCGGCGAAGGAAACGACGAUAAGCGUCGCCUCGAUUACGGCGGCCAACGGCAGCGGCGGCGGCGGCAGCGGCGGCGGCGGCGGCGGUGGCAAGAGCAAGAAGAAAAAGAAACGCGGAAACGGUUCAAAGCAGAGCGGAGAUGACUGGAACCUCGUUGAUAGCGUAUUCAGACCAAAAGAUAUAGAAGACCUUGAGAACGGAGAGAUGGACGAGGGCGAUCGCGAGGUGGAGGCCUUCAAGAGAUUCUGCUUACAAUCGGUGCCGGUGCCGAACAAGGAGAAGGUCAAUCUCAAUAUCAAGGACAUCGUGUUGAAGAAAAAAUCGUCGUCCUCGUCGUCAUCCUCGUCGUCGUCGACGGCAGCUACUGCUGCUGCCACUGUGAUAGCGGCCAAUUGAUUUGUCGAAUAAUCCCCGCGUUCAUUAUUCGCGUACAAUACACGAUUACUGCCAUUGCAUGAUGGUUCGAUGCACGCGGUGUCCGGACGCGAUCACACGAUUUACGAUUCGCGUCCUCGUCGACGUUGCGCCGCGUUUUUAAAAGAAAGACGAAUGUAUAAUGCCUUGUAGAAGAGUGUGACCGUUAGUGAUUCUUUAACGAGGAAACGGAGCGGAGGGACGACUCGUUGGACGAUUAGACGACGUCGCUGUAUAUGUGUAUCGUUAAAUAUAAAUCAGGGAACGAAUUCCUUGCGCUGGAUUCGUCGCUUCAAAAGCGUCGUUCUGAGAUGAGAUCAACGGCAUUUGUAAAAAAUUCGGCCUUGCCGACACUUUAUAAAUAAAUGCAAUUGUAAAGAUUAACAUAAAAAUGUGAAAAUGUCACGAGAAGCCGCACAGAAGCGUCUGUGAUUCCAAGAGCUUCAUAUUGAAAAAUUGGCGAGUUUUACGCCCACUUCACACAAUGACACAGACACCUGCACACAUACAUACACACACACACACACACCCUCACUCAUACUCACCAUACAUGUGCGUGAUCAUGAAGAUAGAUGUACACAUUGUCUCUAUUUUCUUUCUUUCCUUUUUUUCAAUAAAAGUAGAUGCGUAUUUCUAUCUACUUAGAGCGUCUAUAUCACCUCUAU
This is a messenger RNA of Linepithema humile (Argentine ant), 6489 nucleotides long. RefSeq names its product protein FAM193A-like. The record is from RefSeq and is a predicted model, not a curated record. NCBI's taxonomy places the organism in Eukaryota, Metazoa, Arthropoda, Insecta, Hymenoptera, Formicidae.